CUAGCCGGGAGAAAUGUCAAUAACAUAACCUAAACCUAAAAACUUGUUCAAUAAUUAAUGGUAUUCAUAGUUAGAUUAGUGUAUCAUCAAUAUAAAACAGUUAUUUAGUAAUACAAAGAUUAAUCCUAUUAAAAUGGUCUUAGCUCAUGAUACUAGCAAUCUUAAGAUAAGAACUCAAGACAUCAAAAUCACACAGGAUGUUACAUUCAAUACUAUGUUAUUGUCGGAACCGACGUUGCGGGGCCUUACUAAUGCAGGUUUCUAUCGUCCGUCGCCCAUACAACUACAUGGGAUACCUUUAGGAAAAUGUGGCUUUGAUCUCCUUUUGGAAGCAAAGUCCGGAACAGGCAAAACUGCAGUCUUCUCUGUAAUAGCACUAGAAAAGUUGCAGUUAGAAAACAAUGUGCAAGCAGUGAUCCUAGCACCAACCAGAGAAAUAGCAGCUCAAAUUUGUGAUGUCCUAAAACAAAUUGGAAGUGAUUAUGAAGGGUUAUGUGUUGAAGUGGUCAUGGGAGGGCUCUCUGUUGAAGAAGAUAAAGCUAAGUUUAAAAACAAAAAAGUCCAUAUAGUAGUGGGAAGCCCUGGUCGCCUGCGGCAUCUCAUCCACGACGGGCACAUUGACACCUCCGCCGUGCGCCUCCUUGUUUUGGAUGAAGCUGACAAACUCAUGGAGAAGAGCUUCCAGCCAGACAUUAACUACAUCUUCUCAACAUUACCCAAUCAGAAACAAGUCAUUAUGAGCAGUGCAACAUACCCUGAAAACACUAAGACUUUCAUAAACCAGUAUGUCCAGAAUGCACAUCAUGUUUGUCCUGAUACAACCAGUAUUCUCUUAGGAAUAAAACAGAAAGUAACCCAUGUUCAAUACAACAGCAAUGUUCUUAGACAAACUCAAAUCAGAUACAAAGAGCUUUUAGAAAUACUAACAAAGAACAACUUUAAGCAGUGUCUUAUAUUUUGUAACUAUCAGGCAAGGGUAGCUGAGCUACAUAAAAUGCUGAAACGAGACAAGUGGCCUUCUGAACAAUUACACGGUAAUCAAGAUCAGGAGGACCGGCUGGGUGCCUUGAAGACUCUACAAGAGUACAAGUGCAGAAUACUCAUUGCAACAGAUUUGGCUGCAAGAGGUAUUGAUGCUUCAAAUGUUGAUCUUGUUAUAAAUUUUGAGCCACCAUAUGAUUGGCAAACUUAUUUACACAGAAUAGGCAGAGCUGGUAGGUUUGGUUCAUAUGGCUUAGCCAUCACAGUACUGAGUGAAGGAAAAGAGGAUGCUAAAUUUAAAGAAAUAUUAAGUAUUAUGAAGGAUUCCCUAACCCUGAGCAAUCUAUGGAGUGAUGACAGGUAUCAACUUGAUGAGACUACAGACAAAUCAUGCAAUGGUAGUAUUGAAAAGAAGACCUUUACUAAAACAGAAAAAGUUCAUGAAGUUGUAACUAAUUUAAAAGAGAUUACAAAAAACAUAUGGAAUGAAAUUAAUACAGCUUCUAAUGAGAAUAAAGAAAUUGAAAGUUUUGAAGAUCUGAUGAGAUCUUUCAAUGAGACAUCAAGUGUGGAAUCGUUUUCGGAUUUGCUUAAUUCUUAUGAAAGUAAUGAUUGUGAAGACAAAAUAGAAUGUGUAUUUAAAACUUUACAACCUAAAAAAAUGCCUUUGCACGAUUUUCUUAAUCAUUUGAAAAAUAACCUUGAAGUACCUAAUAAGGUAGAUGUUCCAUUGAGCCCAAAUAUGAUUCCAGAAAAAAAAACAUCAAUAAUUCAUCAUGAAAAUAAGAUACAUAACUUAAAUUCACAAACUGACUGUAAAAAGGAGCAAGUGAUUGAAGUUAAGAAGAGAAAAAGUAUCCUAAAGAAAACUUCAAUUAAUGAAUCUCCUACUGUUCAUAAUGUCAAAAAUAAACUUUGUACUGCAAAAAUAGAUGAUGAUAUUGAAUUGAUAGAUACAUUUGAUUACUCCGAAAUGACAAGACUAGGUCUUCCCACUUCAUUUUGCAGUACACGUGAUAAACACAAAGAAAGAAAAGAUACCUAUUGUAAAGAAGUAAACAAUAACUACCCCAGCCGAUCAGUCGUAAUGAAUGAUGAUGAUGAUGAUAGUAGCACUACUAGCAACAGUGUUCAUACCAGUAGCGAAUCAUUAAAUACUUACAGCGAAUUAGAUAACACGUCGACACAGACAGACAACAGAAUAAAACAGAAAAAUGUUAAAACAUAUAAAAAACACCACUCAGCAAGCAAAAAAUAUCAAUCUUCCAGUGAAAGCCAAGAUGGAACUGAAUCUUAUCAAUGUUUCAGAGAAAAUCCAAGACAUAAAAAUCAGAGUAAUAAUGUUAGAUAUUUUAACUGGUAUAACCAAUUAAAAAUGAGGACCAAGCAAAUAGAACUAGCGAUUUAUGUUGAGGAGUUAUCUAAUAUGUAACAGUGUAUUAUUUUGUGCAAUAUUGAUAUUUCUUUUAAAUAAAAUACCUACGAGAAAUACGAA
Messenger RNA from Plutella xylostella (diamondback moth), 2476 nucleotides. RefSeq names its product putative ATP-dependent RNA helicase DDX20. Gene Ontology annotation, cellular component: cytosol. The record is from RefSeq and is a predicted model, not a curated record. Gene Ontology annotation, molecular function: ATP binding; nucleic acid binding; RNA helicase activity. Lineage: Eukaryota; Metazoa; Arthropoda; Insecta; Lepidoptera; Plutellidae.